AUGCCCUCUUUCCUGUUGCUGGAAGCCAUCUGCAUUGUCCUGUUUGCUGGAGUGCCCCCAUCCCUCCUUCUUCAGGAAGUCCAUGUGAGCAAGGAGACUAUUGGGAAGAUUUCAGUCGCCAGCAAAAUGAUGUGGUGCUCGGCUGCAGUGGACGUCCUGUUUCUGAUGGAUGGCUCUCACAGUGUCGGGAAAGGGAGCUUUGAGAGGUCCAAGCACUUUGCCAUCACGGUCUGUGAUGCUCUGGACAUCAACCCCAGGAAGGUCAGGGUGGGAGCCAUCCAGUUCAGUUCGGCCCCUCGUCUGGAAUUCCCCUUGGAUGCGUUUUCAACCCAACAGGAAGUGAAGGCAGAAAUCAAGAGGAUGGUUUUCAAAGGAGGGCGCACAGAGACAAGCCUUGCUCUGAAAUACCUUCUGCGCAGAGGAUUCCCGGGGGGCAGAAAUGCCUCUGUGCCCCAGGUCCUCAUCAUCGUCACCGACGGGAGGUCCCAAGGGCAUGUGGCCCUGCCCGCCAAGCAGCUCAAACAGAGGGGCGUCACUGUGUUCACCGUGGGCAUCCGCUUCCCGAGGUGGGAGGAGCUGCACUCGCUGGCCAGCGAGCCAAGGGAGCGACACGUGCUGAUGGCCGAGCAGGUGGAGGACGCCGCCAACGGCCUCUUCAGCACCCUCAGCGGCUCCGCCAUCUGCACCACCACCUCUCCAGACUGCAAGGUCCAGCCUCACCCCUGUGAGCGCAAGACGCUGGAGACGGUCAGGGAGCUUGCUGGCCUCGCCCCGUGCUGGAGAGGAUCUCGGAGCACUGACGCUGUGCUGGGUGCCCUCUGUCCCUUCUCCAGCUGGAAGAGAGUGUUCUUCACCCACCCCACCACCUGCUACAGGACCAGCUGCCCAGGCCCCUGUGACUCACAGCCUUGCCGGAAUGGAGGCACGUGUGUUCCAGAAGGACCAGACAGGUACCGCUGCCUCUGCCCACCGGCUUUUGGAGGGGAAGCCAACUGCGCUCUGAAUCUGAGCCUGAAGUGCAGAGUGGAUGUCCUGUUCCUGCUGGCCAGCUCAGCGGACGCCACCCCGGAGGGCUUCCAGCGGGCCAAGGCCUUCGUCAAGCAGUUUGUGCGGGCGGCGCUGACCGGAGACUCCCGGGCGCGCGUGGGUGUGGCCCGCUACGGCGCGGAGCUGACCGUGGCCGUGCCCGUGGGCGAGUACCAGGACGUGCCGGACCUGGUCCGGAGCCUCGACAGCCUGCCCUUCGAUGGCGGCGCCACCCUGACAGGCCGGGCCCUGCGGCAGGCGGCGGAGCGCGGCUUCGGGAGUGCCCCCGGGACAGGCCUGGACCGGCCUCGGCGGGCGGUGGUCCUGAUGACCGAGGCGCGCUCCCAGGACGAAGUGGCCGGCCCGGCGGGCUUCGCGAGGGCCCGGGAGCUGCUCCUGCUGGGCAUGGGCAGCGAGGACGUGCGGGCGGAACUGGAGGUGAUCACUGGCGGCCCGGAGCGCGUGCUGACCUACACCGGCCCGCAGGACCUAUUCGACCAGAUCCCAAAGCUGCAGGGCAAGCUGUGCAGCAGGCCGCGCCCAGGCUGCCAGGCCCAGUCGCUGGACCUGGUCUUCAUGCUGGACGCCUCCGUCUCAGUGGGGCCUGAGAACUUCGCCCAGAUGCAGAGCUUCGUGAGAAGCUGCGCCCUCCGGUUUGACGUGAACCCCGACGUGACGCAGAUCGGCCUGGUGGUGUACGGCGGCCGCGUCCGGACAGCCUUCGGGCUGGACACCCACCUCAGCCGCGCAGCAGUGCUGCGGGCCCUGAGCCAGGCCCCCUACCUGGGCGGGGUGGGCUCGGCAGGCACGGCCCUGCUGCACAUCUAUGACAAGGUGAUGACGGUCCAGGGGGGCGCCCGGCCUGGCGUCCCCAAGGCGGUGGUGGUGGUCACGGGUGGGAGUGGGGUGGAGGACGCGGCUGUCCCAGCCCAGAAACUGAGGGACAACGGCGUCUCGGUCUUGGUGGUGGGUGUGGGGCCUGUCCUCAGGGAGGCAUUGCGGAGGCUCGCGGGUCCCCGCGAUGCCCUGAUCCACGUGGCAACCUACGCAGACCUGAGCCACCACCAGGAUGCACUCAUCGAGUGGAUGUGCAGAGAGGCCAAGCAGCCAGUUAGCCUCUGCAAACCCAGCCCAUGCAUGAACGAGGGCACCUGUGUCCUGCACAACGGGAGUUACCGCUGCGAGUGCCAGGGUGGCUGGGAGGGCCCCCACUGCGAGAACCGGGCCUUGAGAGGAGAUGCCCUCAAGGCACGUGGCUCCAGCCGAGAGCCUGCAGGAGGGCAGCCGCUGUGGCCCUCCCAGCUGGGCCUACCGAGAAGGCGUGGGCCCCCUGGGCGCUGA
This is a messenger RNA of Rangifer tarandus platyrhynchus (Svalbard reindeer), 2367 nucleotides long. The record is from the annotation of a GenBank genome assembly. Lineage: Eukaryota; Metazoa; Chordata; Mammalia; Artiodactyla; Cervidae.